Molecule: messenger RNA, 814 nt
Organism: Hippocampus comes (tiger tail seahorse)
Lineage: Eukaryota; Metazoa; Chordata; Actinopteri; Syngnathiformes; Syngnathidae
Gene: smim7
Product: small integral membrane protein 7
Exons: 5
Coding region: 81-308 (75 amino acids)
Source: RefSeq, a predicted model, not a curated record
AAAAUAACCUCUCGUAUCCUAUUAGUCACAUUUCAUGGUGCGAAUACGGAAGUGAAGUGUUAGCUUUAAAUGUUGACACGAUGAUCGGAGAUCUCCUGCUAUUUGGGACCUUGUUGAUCAAUGCAGGGGCUGUCCUGAAUUUCAAGCUCAAAAGGAAAGAAUCCCAUGGAUUUGGAGAUGAGUCCAGAGGUCCAACGACAGGUGACAACAUUCGCGAGUUCCUCCUCAGCCUGCGAUACUUUCGCAUCUUCAUUGCACUGUGGAACAUCUUCAUUAUGUUCUGCAUGAUUCUAUUGUUUGGAUCAUGAACAACGGUGGCUCUAGCUGGACUACGACCAGGCGACUGAUUUUUCAAGACGUGUGCUCAAAAUCCCUUCAUAUUCUGUUUUUGGGGCGGGGGUUGUUUAUUUUAUCUUUUAAUUGUUCCUUUCCUUCUUAACCCCCACUCAGCUGCACUCCUCUACAGAAAUGUUUAGACUGCUGUAUUUAUUUCAUCCCACCUAUCCAGAGGUUUGACAUUUAUGGGCUUCAAAGGUGUGAGAUGUUAUUCUUGUCCCAUCAUUGCAUAAAAUGAAUGGACCAUCUUCUUUCUGUUUAGUUAUUUUUAAAGUUGGAAAAUUGAAAACCAACACAAUAGUUUUCCUCUGCAUUUUCUCUCUCUUGUCCCAACAAAAUUACAUCAGAAUUUGUAUCACCAGUUCUUAGUUGUAUGCCUCAAUCUUCCAUUUUCCUGAAACUUAAUUUUGAAAUGCCCGUUCUUGUACUGGAUGCCAGGACUUGAUUUAGAUGCAUUAUAUUUCUGUAUUUCUACAUU